Caenorhabditis sp. 36 PRJEB53466 is the source of this 2957-nucleotide messenger RNA. The record is from the annotation of a GenBank genome assembly. Lineage: Eukaryota; Metazoa; Nematoda; Chromadorea; Rhabditida; Rhabditidae.
AUGGGAGCAGAAGUUCCAGCUCUGAUCGUUCUUCUUGCAAUUUCAUUUCUCCUGAACAUUGGAUUUAUCGGAUACAUGCUUCUCGGGCGUAAAAACAAAAGCUCGUCGUCACAGUACACUAAAGUGGACAAUCCGAAUGCGGAAAGUCUUCUCAAAAAUCAACAAAAAUCCUCUGAGAAUCAUGAUGUUGUCGCGUCAAACAAUACUGUCAAUCCGAACAAUUUAGGCAGUCGGAGCAAAGAAAAACUCGAUGCAGCCGAACCAAAGGUUCAGCGAUCUGAAGAGCAUGAUCUCCGCUCGGAACACGGAGUUUGUACACUGAUCAAAUACUUGCAUUUUCCACAAAAAUAAUGUUUAGGUGACUCACGAGACACAGCAACGCAGCGAUCGUCAACGCCUUCAAGAACCUGUUAGUGGCGUUGAGUUUAUGAAAUACAUGAGUGCGGUGAUUCUCUUCAUCAACGAGUAUUUCGACGAAUCCCAUAAACAGCCGGUGGUCCCAGGUUAUUUGACGUUCAUUGAUCUUAUCCGUCUCUCCUCUCUGCUUUUUACAGAAAAUGACGUUUCAACAUCACGACUUCAAGUGAGGAUUCCGGAGAAGCCCGAGGAAUGUUCAGAGAUUUUGAAAGACGUGAAAGAAGUUAUUGUUCCAAAUGUACGCUCUAUCAAAAAACGUUUGCGAAGCUGGAAAAACUUCCAAUAAUCCUGGUACUCGAGGUAUCCGAGUGAUACAAUGACCUAACAAAACUAAAUAGAAUCGUAAAGUAACUCUAUCACGGUCUCCAGAGCUGACAAAAGCCCAAUAGAGCGAUACAUUGGCGUGGAAUUCAAAUUUUAACAGCGAAAUUUGUGUUUUUUGCCAGAUUAGCCACGAAAAACCGAUAAUUUCUCAUUUGUCUCUCGAUAGACCGAUUGUAUAGGCUAUUACAAAUUUUUUAAGCGCAAGAGCGUUAAAUUUGGUCAAGUCGCAAAUCACAUUUAUCCGUUUGAAGGUUUUUGGCUAAAACUGCGUGAAUUUCAGUUGCUUUUCGGUAGUUUUCGCGGUUCGAGCGCUCAAAAUGCUUGUAUUUACGUGAUUUAUCAUUCUCAAAACCAAUUCUGUCUGAAAACGGUCAAGAAAGUGCAAAAUGAGAAGUGCGGUUUUGAGGCGGCGAAGGCGAAAAAGCAAAGUCCGCGAAAAAUGCGCCAAAAUGUCAUUAAUUCUGAGAAUUAGUGUGUUUUAAUGUCGAACAAUCAUUUUUCAUCGCCUUUGACCACAAAAAUUAGAAAAAACCUGCUCAGUUCAUGAAAACGCCAUUUGGCCGAGGCCACGCCCAUAUUGUCAGCUCUGGAGACCGUGCUCUAUGCAAAACUGUUUUGAAGAUUUGCCACACUCAACACCCACGAUAUCACGCGCAGUUCUUCGGAAAAUCGCUGGCUGAUGUUAUUGGAAGUGCCAUUUCCUCGGCUCUCGGUCAUGACGUGAACACUUCACGUUGCAAUUUACUCUCACAUUAGUUCUUCCAGAAGCCUUCACCGGUUAUUGGCGUUAUAGAGCGGUUGUUGUGUGAAUGGAUGAGGACUGCUCUGGGACUUCCUCAAAUGAGAAAAGAAUUUGUAGAAAACCAGACAGUUAUCCUUCAAGAUCCGACUGGAAUCGUACUGUACUCCCCGCGCGACACGUACUUGGCGGUCAUUCAAAACGCGUAUUCGAAGUACAAGCCGCAGAAGAAACAAAAUGCGUUUGUCGUUUAUUCGAGUGAUGAUGCACAUUUGUCUCUUGAAGAAGCGUGCAAGAUUGCCCAAGUUAAACUCCGGAAAGUUAUAACAUCCGAGAAAGACUCGGCCGCGAUGACUGUGCAAAAUUUGAAGAAGCAGAUCGAUAAAGACGUUGCCAGAGGUUUCACACCACUGGUAGUCAUUGCCAAUUAUGGAUCUUCAAACGUUGCGGCGAACGACGAAAUUUGGGAUUUUGUCAAACUUUCCAGACAGUGGGUUGACGAGUUAAUACCGUUUUCUUGAGUGUGUUAAUAAUUGUUAGAAUGGGUAUUUGGCUUCAUUUGGAUGCCGCAUACGCUGGUUGCGAAUGGCUCGACGUGAACAGUCGAAACAAUGUUCAGUAGGUUUUAGAGUAUUCUGGAGUCCUAUCUACACUUUAACAAAAUAUUAUAGUGCGCUCAUAUCUGAAGCCAAUUCUAUCCACGUCACAUUCUCUUCGCUGUUUCCUUUCUCGGGACACUUGACGAUUCUGUGGAGUGGAAUGAAGUUGGACUUCGAACAAAGUCAGUGAAUGCGCAUUUACAUUCGAGGAAAACCACCGUUUUCAGGAGAACACCAAAACGGUGAGAAUUCGAUUCGCUUGUGGAUUCUGAUUCGCCUGUACGGAAUGCGAUCGAUUCGUGAAGCGGCGAAACGGAAAAUAAUGCUGGGAAACGCAUUUUCGGAACGUUUGUCGCAUCAUCACGAAUUUUUCAAAAUUCAUUACGCAAACGAACAUGGUAUCACAAUCUUCCAGUACGAAAAUGUAUGUAAAAGCCAAAACGUGAAGAGUGAAUAUAUGUUGUUUAGAAGCGAAUAAGCAAUAAGAUAGAAGAUGAGAACAAAUCAACAUCGAUGUUUCAUAACUACUUGAUUUCGACGUCGACUCUCAAGUUUUCCAUAUUCAGAGUUUUCCUCAACCUCGUCUAACGUUUUGAAAAAAUUCUUUCAGUUUCAUAAAAAAGUGUUCAUGAAAGCGGUCAUCAACUACGAAAGAUCGACGCUUUCCAUGGUGGAAGAGUCAGUUUCUACGCUCGUGAACAGUGCCGAAGAAUUCGAAGAGGAAAUUAGUAACGAAGCGAGCAACACCUCAUUGACAAACUUUUUGUUCAGAGAAGAAGAAGAAAACACUAGACGAGACGUCCCGAUUGGAAUACUCUGAUUUGAUUGGAGGAUCGCCGAAUGAGACUACAGAUGAAACACAGUCGGGUGAAACAUAG